Capsicum annuum is the source of this 3158-nucleotide messenger RNA. RefSeq names its product protein TIC 100. The record is from RefSeq and is a predicted model, not a curated record. Gene Ontology annotation, cellular component: cytosol. The coding region runs from base 250 to 2787 and encodes 845 amino acids. The transcript is spliced from 11 exons. NCBI's taxonomy places the organism in Eukaryota, Viridiplantae, Streptophyta, Magnoliopsida, Solanales, Solanaceae.
CACUAACAAAAAUUCGGAAAAUAAAAAAAUCAAAUCAAAAUGUUAAAACCAAAUAUCCACCCCUAAAUCGAAUCGAACCAUUCGGCCUGCAGCCUGGAACCCCCCACCCUAACUCCACUACGUACAAUACAUACUCCCAAACAUACAACCCUUUCUUGCAUAUAUAAACUCACCAGAGCAAAAAACAUUCAGUCACACACCUUAUCUUCACCUUCUCCAUUGUACACUCUCACUCUCUGCUCUCCAGCAAUGGCUAAAGACUCGAAAGAAGAAGAAGCUAAAUUAACUAACUCAAACUCCUCGAAAAACUCGCCAGACCGAGACGAAGACGAAGACGAAGAUGAAGAUGAAUCCGAGUCUGAAGAUGAAGAUGAAGUCGAAGAACCGGAAACUGAAGAAGAACCCGAGUCAGAGUUGGAGUCGGAAUUGGAUUCAGAAUCUGAAGACGAAGUUCUAUCGUACACACGAGCCGGUGGUGGUGAGCCAGAUGAAGACAGCGAGGAGAACAACACUGCCGAAGCAAAUGUGAGGAGAUAUAUGAAGGUACUAAAUUCGAAAACCCUAAAGCGGGAACUGGAAGAGGAGGAGAAAGGCGCUGUUUAUCAGGAGGAUUUAUUCGAUUUUCCUAGAGAUUACGAGAAUUGGAGGGAAAUAGAUUUGAAGGAAUUAUGGGCGGAUGCUCCACUUGCGAUGACGAAACCAGGUUGGGAUCCCAAUUGGGUUGAUGAGGAAGAAGAAGAUAUUGUUGCUGAAGAAUAUGAUGCGGGUCGGGAACCACCAAUUGCUCCGUUUUAUGUACCGUAUAGGAAACCGUAUCCGGUUAUACCGGAUAAUCAUUAUGAUAUAUCGAAUCCUAAGAGUGUUAUUGAAGAGCUUGAUAGGAUUGAGGAGUUCUUGAAAUGGGUUAGCUUCAUUUUUGCUGAUGGUAGCUCGUAUGAAGGCACUGUUUGGGAUGACUUGGCACAUGGAAAAGGUGUUUAUGUGGCUGAGCAAGGACUGGUCAGGUAUGAAGGUGAAUGGCUUCAAAACAACAUGGAAGGUCAUGGAGUUGUUGAGGUUGAGAUACCCCACAUAGAACCCAUCCCAGGAUCCAAACUUGAAGCCAAGAUGAGAGCUGAAGGCAAAAUAAUAAAGAGAGACUUCAUGUCCCCAGAAGACAGAGAAUGGCUGGAGAAGGAUAUUGAAGAUACCGUGGACCUAACAAAUGGAAAUUAUGAAAUUCCUUUCUAUGAGAAUGAUGAAUGGGUCAGGCAAUUCGGCAAGAAACCGGAGAAGGGACGGUAUCGCUAUGCUGGCCAAUGGAAGCAUGGGAGAAUGCAUGGCUGUGGUUUAUAUGAACUUAAUGAACGUGUAAUUUACGGCCGUUUUUAUUUUGGAGAUCUUUUGGCGGCGGAUACUUAUGGAUGUGACGCAGAAAUAUCAGCGAUGCAUGCAGGUAUAGCAGAAGUUGCGGCUGCUAAGGCUCGGAUGUUUAUUAACAAGCCUGAUGGAAUGGUGAGAGAAGAGAGAGGUCCCUAUGGUGAUCCUCAGCAUCCAUAUCUAUACGAAGAAGAUGAUGUGUGGAUGGCACCAGGUUUCAUCAACCAGUUUUAUGAAGUUCCCGAUUAUUGGAAAGCAUAUGUGGAUGAUGUGGAUGAAGAAAGAGAAAUGUGGUUGAACUCAUUUUACAAAGCUCCUUUGCGACUACCUAUGCCUGCAGAGCUUGAACAUUGGUGGGAAAAAGAUCACGAGCCAGAAUUCGUUCUACUUAACAAGGAACCAGAGCCUGAUCCUGAAGAUCCUUCUAAACUCGUAUAUACUGAAGAUCCCGUCAUCCUGCACACUCCAACUGGAAGGAUUAUCAACUAUGUGGAAGAUGAGGAGCAUGGAGUGCGAUUGUUUUGGCAGCCUCCUGUCAAAAAGGGUGAAGAUGUUGAUCCUGAUAAGGUUGAAUUCCUUCCCCUAGGAUUUGACGAGUUUUAUGGGCGAGGUGGAGAUGUCAAAUCAGAUAAUGUAUUGAAGCGGUUUGUUACCUCCAUGGGAAAUGCAUGUAAACCGAUGUUCGACAAACUGGAGAAAUGGGCCGAAGAGAAGAAGAAAGCAGGCGAGAUGAAGAUGGAGCUGUUGAAAAAAGAGUUUGAAUUAGCAGAAGCAGAAUUGUCUCUGAAGGAAGCAUUGGAAGACAUGGAUGAUGAAUUAAAAAGAAUGCAAGAAGAGGAGGAAAAGAAAGUUCAAAUGGGAACCGAAGAAGAAGAUGAUAUUAUACCUUCUGAACCAACAGACACACUUGAUGAAACUUGGGUGGAAAAGAAGGAAGCUGAGGAGGAGGACGAGGAAGAGGAAGGAGAGGAGGAGGUUACCGCAUCAAGUUUUGGAUCUGUUGACAAUCAAAGCUCAGCUAAAAGUGACAAGAAGGACAGCAAAGCUGGAAAGGCUCCAUUUGGGGCAUCCUCUUUGUCAUUUGCUGCCUGUAGUCUGGUUCCCACUGUGCCACCAAAGCUACAACAUACAUUUACGGCUUGGAAGGGAAAGUUGACGCCUAAGCCGUCAUCUCCAUUGUCCGACGCUCCAUGUAAUAUUCAUGAAUUACCAAAGGAGCAACAGACUCCAGGCUCAAUUAGCUUCCCUUACGUUGUUGUGCAAAAUGGAAGAUUAAGAGCAGUCAGUCGAGCACAAUUGCAAGAUAAGUACCUCAGCAAGUCGCGUAUCAGAAACCGCUCAAAGCAGAAAUCGUCUUCACAAAUCCAAGGAUAUCAAGAAGAGCUUUGCUUCAACAUAUUAUCAUUACACACGCCAUUGCCUUUGUAGCGAAGCUAUUUUUCCUUCCCCAUCCUCUCCCUCUCAUUCAUUGAUGAACAACUUUGAUCAAUUUUGCAGUGCAGCGGCGAAUUGUUUGAUUCGAGUUAGGCAUAUCCAUGUCAUACAGUGUAACAUGGAAUUGUUCCAAUUUCCUUAAUUUGUAACAUGUAUUAUUGUUCUCAUCAGUUCUUAUCAUUUCGGAUAGUAAGAGCUUAAGGUUGUGUUCCAGGUCCAUAAGAAAGAAGCCGACAUCGAGGUUGACACCUUCCCGUCGAUGUGAGCUCUUGGGGAAGAUACCCAAUCAUGAUCAGGAUAGCAAACCAAAAGCUAUGGAACUUGGAUGUGAGUCUUUUGUCGAAAUGGAAUGGCUUUUCUUUUUA